ACGUCAUCACGCCACGCGCCAAAUUCGUAUCGGGUGGAAGGCGCAACGGAAGCUAAGCAACGGUGUAUUUUAAAUAGUUUUAUCUGUCAAUUUGAAACACUUUUGUUGGAGAUUUUAGUCCUCAAUAUGUCUCAGAAAGCAGGCUAUUCACCCAGCUUCAAGCGACCCUCGGAAAUCAUGCGAAUGAGGAGGAAAAAAGCCCGAAGCAUCGCCGGUGUCUCCCCCUGCCCGAGCGGCCAGGACUCUACAGACAGUCCGGGACAAAGCAGCUCCUCCCCGGCCUGUGUUCGGCCUUUCUCUCCGGGGCCGCUCUUCAACAGCCAGAACCGCUCCGGAGGCGGGACAAAACGCAGAAACCCGUUCGCAAAUAUCGAAAACACGUACAGCCCCAACAAGAAGUUUAUAAUUCAUAACGAUGACGGGAAUAUUGAGGCUUUAAAUACACGGAGAGACAACGAGGAAGACAUGUCAACAAAGACUGACUGUCAGGGAGUUUUUUCUUUCAGUUCGAGUCUGACCGAGGCCGAGAAACGGGAGCGAGGAGAGAUUUCCAGCAAGAAGUGUCUGACUUUCUCUGAGGAUGACUCUCUGUUUGAAGAAGAGGAGGAAAAUGCUAAAAGUCCACUUUUGAAGAGUCCCCAGGCCAUCGCUCCUGCUUCUAUCGCUCCUCCCGUGUGUACAGAGUUUCCAGCAGACUGGAGCCUGAAGACUCGCCUCCUCUUCACGUCUCCCCUCACCUUGUCAUGGUCCGAGCAGCCUAAAGCGCAGGAGGAGGCCCUGGGGCUCAGCCAGCACUGCAGAGCGCAGUUUAUUCCCCUGCCUCACAGUCUACAGGAUCCCAGGUCCUGCCCAGACCUUCGUUGUGCCUUCCAGCAGAGUCUGGUGUACUGGCAGCAUCCGUCUCUGCCCUGGAUCCCUCUGUUCCCCAGGAUCAAUGUUGAGAGGAACUUCAAGGGGAAGAGCACCCCCUGGGCACAAGACGUGUCACUGCAGCAGAGUCUAAUGAGUGAAUGGUCAGUCAGUCUGUCAUCUCUCUACGGUCUCCUGAAGGCCAGACUGUGUCCUUAUUUCUACCUCUGCUCCUAUCAGUUUACAGUUUUAUUCAGAGCAGCAGGUCUCGGUGGUUCCAACACCAUCACAGCACUGAUUUCUCCAACAACUCGAGGUAUCAGGGAGGCGAUGAAGGCUGAAGGUAUAGAGUUCAGUCUCCCUCUAGUGGAGGAGAGACGGAGGAGCAAGGGCCAGCAGAACGUGGCUGAACAGCAAGGAGAGGAGCAGGAUUUGAAGGAGUGCUCUGAGCUGACAGAAGGCGUGGACUAUCCGGCAGGUGACGAGGGGGAAAAUGACGCAGACAACGAUGAAGACAGCAGCUUCUCCUGGCUGAAGGAGAUGGGAAUCCAGGACAAAAUCAAGAAGCACGACAACAUCAUCAUACAACUUCGUAAAGAGGGACACGCUGUGUCUCUGGACCAUAAACCAGAGUCUGUGGUGUGUGUGGAGGGACCUCACACUUUCACCCUCAUCAACUUCCUCAUUAACUGUAAGAGUCUUGUGGCUGCAGCAGGUUCCCAGGCCGGGUUACCACCAACACUGCUGGCUCCUGUCGCUUUCAGGGGAGCAACAGUGCAAACACUGAAGGCCCGCAGUGUGAACGUGAAGAGCCAGGUCGGUUCUAGCUUCCAGAACAUCAGCAGUCUGGAGAUCACAGGACCCAUCCUCCCCUCCUCUCUGCACACCAUCACAACCCUUCUUCGACCCUCACAGAAAGGAAACUUCUCUGCUACACUUUACACGCACGCACCCACUGCUGUCAUGAACACGCAUACCAGCACGCAGCAGUGUACCGGGGGAUCGGUCGACUUGUCCGGUUGCGGUCUCCAUCCUGCCUCCGUCCAGCAGCUGCAGCAGCCGUCCAGCCUGGGUAAGAGUGCGCUGACACACAUCAACAUGAACAACUACAGCUACACAUGGAAGAACUGAAGCUGAGUGGACAAUGCACAUAAGUUAUCGUCGGUCAAACUUGUUGUGUUCAGAUCAGAGAACAGGCAACCCCAUUUUAAAAUGUCUUUUAAAACAGAUUUUAUUGCAUUAUAUAUUUUUAUUUUUAAGGUCUUUUAAAUGAAUUGUUCGGAGGAUGAGUUUGUUUUAAAUUUUGUUUUAAUUUUGAGGAAGAAUUGAUAAAAAUGUAUGUUGGUGUGGUGUGACGUUGUGAGUUGUGUUCAGGACUUGAUCGCUUAGGUAAUAAAGUCAUUCUCUGUGAAAUGUAGUGUUCAAGGCAUAGUUCAUGGAACUAAUGACAAAUAAAUGCAUUAUUAUGAUUGAUUUAUUCAUUUGCUCUCUAUUGUUUAUGUAUUGAGGAUUGCAGGGAGAGUUGGCGUCUGUAUUGUAAUAUGUCAACAAUAACCUAUGCAGCGCGUUAGCAUUGAAACAACAGCAGUGAUGUGGCCUUUUCCUUGAAAAUGUGAGUCGUGAAGUUAUAUAGUUAUUGGAAAAAGGGAGGCUGGCCUGUAUGAACCCGUUUUAAUGAAAAUCAGCUGCGUUAAAAUAACACACACAACAUUGUAAAGAGUUACGAGUUCCCACAGCAGUGAUAUAAGUUGACAGGGAAACUCCUGUCUUGCUUCCCUGGUGGAAAGUCCUCGAUGUCACAACAUUUCUGAGCGGCGGUGGCGCAAACAAACGUUUUCUCUCAGCAGAGGUGAUGGUCAUUCCUGUCCGUGUGCGGGAAGCUUUGUAAGUUCUGGUUUUAAAAUGUCUAAUAAAGGUGAAUGAGUUGUUCCUCCAUAUUCAAAAGCAUGUUAAAAAGAAGAAGGUGCGCCUUCAUUUUGCUGACCCUCUGAAGCAGUCAUACAUCGCCUCUGCUGCAACGUGACUGAACAACAUGAAGCAUGUCGAUUGAGGAAGAGGAAGCAGUAUUGAAGGAAACGGGAACAGAUGUUUGAGCAGUUGCAUCACCGAACUGACUGAAGGCAAAUAUGAAUUAUCUUCUAUCUUGUGUUUACGGUGACGUAACAUAGAUACUGCACUUUUUUUUUUUGGACAAUAAAACACAUUUCAACACCAAAAUAAACCAAGUUUGCGCUUGACGUGACCGGACAUUCAGUCGCUUCCGUUUCCGGUCAGUUCCGACCAAUCACAGGGCGUCGUGAUUUGCCGUGAAGUAAGAUUAGUUUGGGGAAAUCCAGAUUAAGACGGAUCAUCUGAGAGAAAGACUAAAAAUGAGAGCUGCUGUGUGUGCCACCCUGCUCUUGCUGGCUCUAUUACAUCAAGGCGAGGCCCUGACGUGUAACUACUGCAAGUCGAGGGGGGGAGGUCUCUGCACUCCUACCACGACAAAGAGCUGUUCACAAUUCGGUGCCUGUAUGGCUGUCGUGUAUCCAAGUCGAAUAAGAUCUUCGGUCCGUACGUGCGUGAAUAAAAUCGUCUGUCGAGCCUUCAGCAAGAUUGGCACAUGCUGCUAUACUGACCUCUGCAACUGAGCCAUUUCUGCUGCUCCAUUGCUUCAUUUUGUUCAAUUCUAGCGCAAUUAAAAAGUGUAAUGAUGUAA
Messenger RNA from Solea senegalensis (Senegalese sole), 3547 nucleotides. RefSeq names its product protein downstream neighbor of son homolog. The record is from RefSeq and is a predicted model, not a curated record. Gene Ontology annotation, cellular component: nucleus. Gene Ontology annotation, biological process: nuclear DNA replication. The coding region runs from base 127 to 1980 and encodes 617 amino acids. Lineage: Eukaryota; Metazoa; Chordata; Actinopteri; Pleuronectiformes; Soleidae. The transcript is spliced from 15 exons.